Symbiodinium sp. CCMP2592 is the source of this 852-nucleotide messenger RNA. Lineage: Eukaryota; Dinophyceae; Suessiales; Symbiodiniaceae. The record is from the annotation of a GenBank genome assembly.
AUGGCGAACAAGGUGGAGGCAAACAUUGAAGCCUGGGAAGCUCGAUGGGAGCAGUUGCAGGCCGCGAAUAUCGUGGCUUCUCAGCGCAUCGAGAAUAUCGAUGCCCAGCUGGCACAGCUCCUCGAACGGCCCACCUGCCCGAGCUCAACAGUUUCAGCCGCCGUCCAGACGGAAUCGGAAGAUAAGAACCUGCGCGAGACAGUGGAGAAGCAGGAGUUUCAGCUGCAGCUUGCGGCAGGCGACAAGUUGAUGCUGAAGGACGAGAACAGUAAUUGCCGCAGGAUUGCGCUGGAUGCGCUCAAGGAGAAGAACGGCUACAAGGAGCCUGCGCCGCCUUGCUUCGUAGUUGCACGCGCAACCGGCCAGCGGCUGGCCAUGCAGGCGGAGCUCGCAGCCGCGCAGAGGCCAUCGGGCAUCCGGGAGGAGCUGGAGAAUCAGGAGAAUGAGGACCCAGGCUCGACUCGCGACUCGCGCAGUGCACGCGAAGCGGUGCGAAGCUGUGAACUUCAGGGCAAGCCAGCACCGAGGCGAUUCUGGAGGUGGGAUCUUUGCCGCGACUCUGGGGAGCAGGAGCAGCAAGAAGAGCUACCGCGACCACAUCGUGCAAGUGGGCCUGGGUGGCUGUAUCUCUAUGGAGAGGCACUUCUUCCCCGAGCUGCAGACGGAUCAGACGGCCGGAUCAUCCUCAAAAACGAGGACAUGGUGGCAGCGUAUGCGGCUCAUUUCGGGCAAACUCCCACGCCGGAGCAGCUGCGGAAUUGGGUGAAGAACAGCCAUGGACAGGCGAUCUCUUACAAGGAGGCCAGGAACCUGAUAGCCUCCGCCAAGGAAGCGAAGAAGCAGGCGAAGUGA